CCGCCCUCGACGCCCACUCACUUCGUGGGCGGGGAGCAACCAACACUCGGUCAUUCAGUUCAUGAUUCGAGCGCUCACCGCAACCAUGGCUGUCGAGGCCGCCUAAUCAUCAUGGCGCAGGAGAGCAAGUCUGAGGACUUCUCACGGUCGACGCAGGAGGAUGUCGUCGGCACAGACUUCUCUCGCACGUCGAGGUUCACGCUGUGGGAGACGAAAGCUCGCUUCUACUUGGUCGCCUACAAUACGGCUCAGACACGUUUCCAUGUCCUCAAGAUUGAUCGCACGCCAGCUGGCCACCAUCGUCAGCAAGACCAAGCUCAAGGCGGACCAUCCCAGAGCAAGGCAGAGGACAGACAUGGCGGCGCAGCACCAUCCACAACGUCCACGUCUGGCGGCGACGACGCUGCGACACCUCUACACCCCUCGAGCUCCGCCUACUGGCAGCUCAACAUCGUCGCCGAUGCUGCAGAGUACGAUCGAGCCCAGAUCACCGAACUGCUGGACAUGAUAUCGGACGGCAACAAGGCCAAUGGCGGGCUCAAAGAGGUAGGCCACUUCUUCGGUCUCGUGGGCUUGAUCCGCUUCACAUCCACAUACUAUAUGGUUCUUAUCUCUCGGCGCUCUGUAGUGGCGCUCUUGGGUGGACACUACAUCUAUCACUGCGACGAGACCAAGAUCAUCCCCGUCUGCCACCCCUCCACCGCCAUCCCCGGCAGAACAAAGGCGAUGGAUCAGGAGGAAUUGAGGCUGCUGCACAUCUUCAAGCAAGUGGAUCUGAGCAAGAAUUUCUACUUCUCGUACACCUACGACUUGACGAGGACUCUGCAGGAGAAUUUGACGGGAAAGCGCUUCGAGGAUCAUGCGAGCUCGUGGGGAUAUUGCGAGAAGUUCAUCUGGAAUCACCACCUGCUCAGUCCAGCAUUCGACUCGUCUGCCGCAGCGUCAGAUUGGGUGCUCCCGCUUUGCUACGGCUUCGUGGACCAAGCCAAGCUGUCCGUCCUCAACCGCACCAUCCACGUAACCCUCAUCGCCCGACGUUCGCGCCACUUUGCAGGGGCGCGCUUCCUCAAGCGUGGCGCAAAUGAUGCAGGACAAGUCGCAAACGACGUCGAGACGGAGCAGAUCGUCAGCGAAGCCCUGACCACGCCUUUCUACGCUGCGGAGCAUGCCCACUGCUACGCUGCCAAUCCGCGCUUUACAUCCUACGUCAUGCACCGCGGCUCUAUACCCAUCUUUUGGACGCAGGAUAGCACAAACAUGUCGCCUAGACCGCCGAUCGAGAUACCCGUCGCUGACCCAUUCUACUCGAGCGCAGCGCUCCAUUUCGACGACAUGUUCGCCCGGUAUGGCUCGCCUCUCAUCAUCCUGAAUCUCAUCAAAUCACGCGAAAAGACGCCGCGCGAGACCAAGCUCCUGAAGGCCUUUGGGGAGUGCGUCGCUUAUCUCAAUCAGUUCCUCCCCGACGACAAGAAGAUGGUCUACAUCGCCUGGGACAUGAGUCGGGCGAGCAAGUCACACGAUCAGGAUGUCAUUGGGAUACUGGAGGAUAUAGCUGAAGAGACGAUUGAGAGGACUGGGUUCUUUCAUUCUGGACCUGAGCCGACGCGAUUCGAGUAUGCGCCAGCAGCUGAAGCGGGUUCGGAUGGUUCUACGACGAGACACCCACGCAGGCAGACGAUCCUCACACAGACGGGCGUAGCACGCGUGAACUGCGUAGACUGUCUGGACCGUACCAAUGCCGCCCAAUUCGUCAUAGGCAAGGCGGCCCUGGGGCACCAACUUCACGCCCUCGGGCUCCUCGAACAUCCCGCCCUUCCCUUCGACUCAGACGCCGUCGACAUGCUGACGGAGAUGUACCACGACCUCGGCGACACCAUUGCGCUGCAGUAUGGCGGUUCCCACCUGGUCAACACGAUGGAGACGUACCGCAAGAUCAACCAGUGGACGAGCCACUCUCGCGAUAUGCUCGAGGGACUGAAGCGCUACUACGCCAACUCGUUUGUGGAUGCAGACAAGCAAGCGGCUAUCAACCUAUUUCUUGGGAUUGACGAAUUCACCGUCGCCCCGAGUGGCCAGGCGACGCGUCGUGCGAACCCCAGUGAUCAACAGCUGUAUCGACCACGUCGUCGUCAGGCCAAUAGGCGAGACUACCAAGCCUGGUACACACCGCGCCACGUUGAACGAAUAGAAGCCACGGCGGAGCGUGUUGCGCGACUGCACGAGGUGGUGCGUAGGCAGGAGGGGUUCUGGGCGGAGUACUACCGACCGAGACUCUUCACCGACUUGAUGCGACACCAUGCAUUCAAGAUGACCGCGGUCAUGCAGCAUCAGCCCGUGGGGCUGGUGGUGACGGCUCCGACCAGCGAGCGGGAUGACGAGGGGCGGACGAGUAGCCCGUCAUUGACGGGUAGGGCGAGCGGCAGCUUCUCUGGCGGCAGUGCUCCUGGUCAUCGCUCGAAGAAGGACAGCAUUUCAAGCAUGGCCACACUCUCCACCGCUCGACCUGGCUCAGGGUCUGGCGGGACCGUGGCAGGAGGAAGCAGUCAUGGCGGCGUAGGUCCGACGGACGCGGCUAUUCUCGUCACUUCUCCCUUUACUUCUCGCUUGGCGCCCGCGCAACAGGGACGAUUAGGGUCAAAUGCGGUCGGGCAUCGUCGUACGCCCUCUUCCCCCGCCAAGCCGACUUCGAGGGCAGCUCAGAGGCUACGGUCGACGUCCGGGUCGUCUUUCGCGUCUGGUGGAUCGUCAAGCGCAUCGACUACGUGGGACAGCAGCUCGACCGCGGUGGGGUCAAGCGCGCCCACGGCUACAGCGAUUUCAGCUGCAGGCGAUCCGAAGGCGCUGAUUGGAGGUGUGAGGAGGUGGAUGAGUUUGAAUAAUGGGCGACGCGUGGGCGAGGCAUCUCCACUGAGUGGACAGAGGGGUCAGAGACGCGCCUCUGGUAUGGGUGCCGCUGGCGAACCAGAAGCCGGCGCAACCUCCUCUACAACCUCGAGCAAUGACAAGGCUGCCUCACUCGCGAGCAAGGGUCCAGCCAGCAGCGCCUCGGCUGGCCCCGCCGGCAUCGGCGGCUGGACGAACCCCUUUGUUCCCUCGACGCAAGCGCACCAGCCAGUUGAGACCCUCCUCGAGUCCUCGACGCAUCCAACCGUAGCGCCCAGUGAGGCGCGCGAGUACGCUCUGUGGCUCGAGCAGUUCACGGGCGAUCUGACGCUGGACGCUUCCGCUGGUGCAGGUAUGUGGGGGGAGACACCCCUCGAGGUUCGGACUGUAGGGGCUAAGCGCGGGGACGUGCACUUGGCGGACGCGGAUGUCGAGGUGUAUGUCAAAGCUGUGAGGCGAGGGACGUGCCCGGUGUUGGCGGCCGGUACUGCGACUUACGAUGCGGCGGGUACGGGUGCAGGCGCGGGGGAAGCGCCGCACGACAGUCCUCGAAGACGGCUGAUGGCGAUGCGCGGCGCCGAGAACGCAUCACAGCACCAAGCCGCGAGCGCAGUCGCCGGAGCAGAUGAAGUGGAUCCAAUCCUCCUCAACUACGCUUCCCUCGCUUCGGGUGGGAAUGCCACAUUGGGCAUGAAUGUAGGCAUAAAGGGUGCGAGCGAGGCCAAGUUGCGGGCGUUCCGCUCUUGGCUGAGUAUUGGGGAGAGGGGCAGGUGAGCGGGCGAGAGAUGUGCGGUGUCCUGUACAUGUGUAUUAUACGAAGCAAUCCAACUAGCUAUCUGUCAU
Molecule: messenger RNA, 3726 nt
Organism: Jaminaea rosea
Lineage: Eukaryota; Fungi; Basidiomycota; Exobasidiomycetes; Microstromatales
Exons: 4
Coding region: 112-3657 (1181 amino acids)
Biological process (GO): phosphatidylinositol dephosphorylation
Cellular component (GO): intracellular membrane-bounded organelle
Molecular function (GO): phosphatidylinositol-3,5-bisphosphate 5-phosphatase activity
Source: RefSeq, a predicted model, not a curated record